Wasmannia auropunctata (little fire ant) is the source of this 1038-nucleotide messenger RNA. RefSeq lists its product as uncharacterized. Gene Ontology annotation, molecular function: catalytic activity. NCBI's taxonomy places the organism in Eukaryota, Metazoa, Arthropoda, Insecta, Hymenoptera, Formicidae. The transcript has a single exon. The record is from RefSeq and is a predicted model, not a curated record. The coding region runs from base 1 to 1038 and encodes 345 amino acids.
AUGCAGAUUAUGCAUGAACGAGACUGUGGGUUGGCCUGUAUCCAGGAACCGUACGUUGUCCCCAAUGACCCGAGGUGGGCACGAUCCAUCGAGAACCCGCCCAUGGCUGCCAUCACAUGGCAGGGACCACGAGUGCCGAGCGCAGUGAGUGUACUAACCCGCGGCCAUGGCUUCGUGGUAGUAAGAUGGGAAAGAAUAGUCGUGGUGUCGUGCUAUUUCUCCCCCAAUAGAGAGAUUAAUGAAUUUAGGGCGUAUCUACAAUCAAUUGGGAAUGCCAUCUCGGACCACAUAAGGGGCCCGCUAAUUGUAAUGGGCGAUUUUAAUGCGCGAUCCCAUCUCUGGGAAAAUACACAUCCCACGAUAAGAGGCGACGUACUGGUCACCUGGGCGGCAGCCUUGGACCUGAGGCUUAUUAACGAAGGAACAAACCCUACGUGCGUAAGGCCGCAGGGGACCUCCGUGAUCGAUCUGACGUGGACAUCAUCAGCGGUACUGCCUGCGAUCCGAUCCUGGGAGCUCGCGGUUAACGAGGAGUCGCUGUCCGACCAUCGACUCAUUUUUCUCCGACUGCAUGGUAAGAGGGACGUACCUGUGGAGCGCUCAGCACACAACUUCCCUAAAUGGAAUUUGAAGAGCCUCAAACCUAAGCUGCUAAGGGCGAGUCUAGCAGUGGCCUACUGGCCUGCGGCGAGGGAUGACGAAAGGGCGGAAGUGCUAGCCACGCGGCUGCAGGGUGCACUGAAAGCGGCAGCCGACUUAUCCAUGACCCGACACAGGGCUCGUAGACGUAAGGCGGUCUACUGGUGGAAUGACUGCAUUGCGGACUUGAGAAAAGAGUGUAUCGCAUUAAGGAGAAAGGUAACCAGGGGUCGCAGAAGGAGACGAGCCACGAUACUUGCCCUGGAAACAGAGCUGGCACGAACACGUAAAAUGCUCAGGGUGGCAAUACGCGAUGCGAAGAGCAAUGCGUGGAAGGAUCUCCUGGCGUCAAUUGAUCGAGACCCCUGGGGCCGCCCAUAUAAGUUGGUUAUGGUUUGA